AUGAUAGAGACUGCAGCCUCUGUAUUACAAAGCACCCCAGCAAACACAACAAAUAGAGAAGACAAUGACUACAAUUCAAAUGCUGUCAAAGAUAACACCAGGUACGACAUAAAAUCCACUGAAGAAAAGAGGAUACUGGGUGAUGUUAAUGAAACAAGAGUGGAACAGAGAGGAGAUGUGGACAAGACUAGUCAUGACUCUUCAAAUGAUUUGAGGAGUCAGCAAAAGCAACAACUGGAAACGCAGUCUUCCCAGGAUUCUCAACUGCAGCUGCAGCAACAACAACUACCAUCUCCAAAUUCAUCCCAUCAUAGUCACAAUAGCAACUCUAAUAAAAGCAAUCUGCCACAGGAUCAGAAUGAAGAGCAGCACUCACCAUCAGAAUCCUACAACAAGUCAGAUUUGAUGUUUACGAAGAAGGAUUUGAGCAAGUCUCGCACUCAAUCGUACCAAUCAGUCCUAUCACUUGCAUCCUUGAAGUCACUCAAACAACACCAGAUACAACCUUUAACCGCAGCUAAUGGUACUACGAAUCAACCUCCAGGAAUGAAUGGACCAGGGUUGCAUAGAAAUAGUAGCACAAAGGGCAACAACACUCAACUUACGAGAUCCAACUCCACCAUGAACACUUCCAAGAAUUUCCAGUCAUUUAUCCAAGCACCUGUUUUAUCUAGUUUAUCUACUCAAAAACUGAAUGAAGAGUUGCAGAUUGGCCAACAGUUGCCAUUUCACGACAGGCCAGCAGGUGAUAGAUCGAGACGUACUACAAACAACAGUUCGAGUAAUGAUGGUGACAACGACGAGGGUACAGAAUAUACGAAUGACGAAGAGACCUUAUCACAACAAAGAAACUUAACAUUGAAUGCAUUGAAAAAAUUGAGUUUAUCUCCGAGACCUAUUACCAAUCCAGAUGAUAUUGUCAUUCCCAAAGCUGUGGAGAGCGAUAGUAAGUUGAAAUCAAAAGGACAGGAGCCCUACCAACCGGCAGAAGUUGAUUUGUCAUCAUUUGCUAGUCUAACUAGACAACCAAAAGUGACGCCAAAAGUUCUAUCAUCUUCACCUUCUUCCUCAACUAUCCAUUCGGAAAGGUUGUCACAUUCACAAAUAUGCGCAAAGCCGUCGUUGGAUAGUCUACCAGAGGGACAAGUGGCAAAUGCGGGCCCCGCGAAAAGGGAAAGUGAUAUCAGUCAAUAUCAUCAUAAAUUGGGACAGCAACAAAUGGAUUCUCUUAAACUGCAGACGGACAAAAUUUCAAAGAAUAAUAUGCACCAAGGAGAGCCUCAAUACUCAUAUCAACUUGAUUCCUCCAAGCAGAAUCCAGCACAGCAACAUACACAACAUUUGAAUGGGUCCCACUUUACCCCAUCGUCAUCAAGAGUUCCUGCUGCAGUAAUCCCACCACAAGACAUUAAUACCAGGAGGAAGCCACUGAACUCAUCGGCACCACAAAACCUUCCUACUAAUAAUUUGCAAGUACAAUGCCAUUUGCAACAGUCUCAGCCAAAUUCCCAUCACAAGAAUGCAAAUGCAAGAUCUACUAGACAGUUGCAGCAAAUAAAGGGGUUGAGAACGCCGAUGUACAUUCCAGCUGUUUUGCGUAUGACACAAAAUGGGUGUUAUGAGUACCCUAAUCGAUCGUCAUCAAACUCGCCAGACAUGGUUUCCACUCCACUAACUACUCAAAGCCCUGAAAACAAUUAUGAAGCACAUCUUCAAGCCUUUGGUCAAAAGAGUGUAAAUUCAUCAACCGCGUCAAUAAAAUCAACCGACUCUUCGAGAUCCAUCGACUCCACUAGCUCGCCAAAGUUUGCUUCAUUGAAUAGAUUUCUUAGUGCGGGCAAUCUAGGUAGGUCCUUUGAUUAUGUAUCCAACGCACCACCAACAAGGAAACAUUGGGUGAAGGACGAAGCUGUGACUACAUGUGGUAUACCUUCAUGUAACAAGACAUUUAAUUUUUUCGAGAGGCGACACCACUGUCGAAAAUGUGGCGGGAUAUUUUGCAAAGAGCAUACAUCACACUCCUUGUACAUUAAUAGAAUGGCACAAUUUACCACGGGUGGAAGAGGAACAUUGUCAAAAGUUUGCGAUAAUUGUAUAAUGGAAUAUAACGAAUUUAUUCAACGAGAAUUUGGGGUAAAUAUAUCAAAUACAAAACUGCCAUCUCCAAUGGACUUGAAUCGUCAUGUUGAGAAUAACGUUAUGAACAAGUCACUACACCCAUCUAAGCAAGAACAAAUACGGCAGCUGUAUAAAGAUCUUGAUAGACAUGCGUCAAGGCGGGGUCAUGUUGAUCUGAAGGGAAAUAUUGUUGGUGCAAGUGGAGACACCAACAGUGCCAACAGAGCUGAUCAAUUAGUUGGAAGUGUUCCUGCAAACUGGACAUGGAGUUCCUUUUAA
Messenger RNA from Lodderomyces orthopsilosis Co 90-125, 2397 nucleotides. RefSeq lists its product as uncharacterized. Gene Ontology annotation, molecular function: metal ion binding; phosphatidylinositol-3-phosphate binding; ubiquitin binding. Gene Ontology annotation, cellular component: ESCRT-0 complex. The transcript has a single exon. The record is from RefSeq and is a predicted model, not a curated record. Gene Ontology annotation, biological process: protein targeting to vacuole; protein transport to vacuole involved in ubiquitin-dependent protein catabolic process via the multivesicular body sorting pathway. Bases 1 to 2397 code for a protein of 798 amino acids. Lineage: Eukaryota; Fungi; Ascomycota; Pichiomycetes; Serinales; Debaryomycetaceae.